UCCAACUUACUAGAUCACCUUUUCUAAAAAUAAGCAUACAUAAUCUAAGAUCAUGGAAAAUUUGCAAAAAACAUCAACAUUAUCAUCAAAACCAUGGAAGAAAGGGCCAGCUAGAGGCAAAGGCGGGCCUCAGAACGCAACAUGCACGUACCGCGGCGUAAGGCAGCGUACGUGGGGUAAAUGGGUGGCUGAGAUUAGAGAGCCUAAGAAGAGAACUCGUCUUUGGUUAGGCUCUUUUGCUACUGCUGAAGAAGCUGCCUUAGCUUACGACGAAGCGGCGAGGCGGCUUUAUGGGCCUGAAGCCUAUCUUAACCUGCCUCACCUACGUUGCACUUACAACCCUUUGAAUAAAUCACAAAGAUUUAGAUGGUUUCCAUCUAAGAAUUUCAUUUCUAUGUUUCCUGCUUCAAGUGGCUGUACGUCCACAACAACCACGACUACUACUACUUCGUCGUUGCUUAAUGUAAAUGUGCAACCAAGUGUUCAUGUCAUUCAUCAAAAACUACAAGAGUUUAAGAAUUUUGGAUCAUCUUUAAAUGAUCAUCAUAGUAAGAAUAAUAAAGCUGAACCCAAGAAUACUGUUAUGAAGAGUAGGGAUAAAAGUGUUGUUAUUGUAGAAGAAGAUGAUCAAAGUUUGAAGAAACCUCAGAUUGAUUUGCAUGAGUUUUUGGAGCAGAUGGGUGUUUUAAAGGAAGGAGAAUCAGAUCCUAAUAACAAGCUUGAUAUUGAUAUUAUGUGUAAUAAUAAGGGUGAUGAUGAGUUGAUUAAGGAGAAAAUUAUAGGAGAAAUGAAUUCUGAGUGGGAUGAAUUAGUUGAAAUGUUAAGAGAAGAAGAUUAUCAACCAGUUGAAUCAACUAGUUUUGGAGAUUUUAGUAUGGAACAAGAGAUAAUUACUUUCCCACCUACUAUCUGGGACUUUUGAAUGUCUUUAUUUGGUUUUCCAAAGUUUUUUUUUUCUCUUUUUUAUUAACUUUUUUAUAUAGAAAGCUACACCAGAUUCACAUAUUUACCACUUAGUAUUAUUAUUUCACUAUUGAUAGUCAUUAUAUAUAGUUUAUAUAGGUUCUUAUAAUCAGAUUUUUGUCCUUUAUGUGGCUUGUAUUAAAAGGUACUUAUAAUUCAUGUGUCUCAUUUGGGAAUAAAAAUUCGUUAGAUGAGUUUUGGUAGGUAUUAAAUAUACUCCAUCUUGAAUUAUUUGCUCUAUUUUCCAUAUUAGGAUGUCUCAAAUCAUUUAG
Beta vulgaris subsp. vulgaris (sugar beet) is the source of this 1235-nucleotide messenger RNA. RefSeq names its product dehydration-responsive element-binding protein 2F. Gene Ontology annotation, molecular function: DNA-binding transcription factor activity; transcription cis-regulatory region binding. The transcript has a single exon. The record is from RefSeq and is a predicted model, not a curated record. Gene Ontology annotation, cellular component: nucleus. Bases 53 to 922 code for a protein of 289 amino acids. Gene Ontology annotation, biological process: response to stress; positive regulation of DNA-templated transcription. NCBI's taxonomy places the organism in Eukaryota, Viridiplantae, Streptophyta, Magnoliopsida, Caryophyllales, Amaranthaceae.